AUGUUUGGAGCCGUGAGCCUGAGAAACUGCACGCUGGCAUGGAGCCGCUCGACCGCAAAAUCCGCGGAGCCGCUGCUGAGAAACGUGACGCUCAACGUCGAACCGGGAUCACUUGUGGGAAUCGUUGGCUUCGUCGGCAGCGGCAAGUCAUCACUACUGUCGGCCAUCCUCGGAGACAUGCAGUGCCUCGAAGGCAGUGUUACACACAGGGGCCGCAUAGCGUACGUGCCUCAAUUGCCGAACGUGCACAACAUGACCAUACGGGACAACAUCCUGUACGGCCGGCCCAUGCAUCCGGGCAACUAUGAACGCGUGCUUCGCCGCUGCCAGCUAAUGAACGACCUCAGCAAGAUUCCAGCGGGGGACGCGGCAGAAGUGGGAGAGAAGGGAACGAAUCUGAGCGGCGGCCAAAAGCAGCGAAUAUCGUUGGCUCGCGCGGCGUACAGCAACAGCGACGUGUACCUGCUCGACGACCCGCUCAGCGCACUUGACCCCGCGGUGGCCAACAACAUUUUCCGCGAUGUCCUGGGUCCAUCCUCCCUUCUCAGGAACAAGACUCGCAUUAUGGUUUGCAACCAAGGAACGUACUUGGGUCACAUGGAUAAAAUUGUAUUCGUCCAUGACAAGAAGGCAACGGUGUACUCAUCUGUCGACGAUCUGCUGAAAGACCCAGCGUCGCCGCAGAAUUUUCACACGGCUUUAAAGCAAAAGCUGCUGGCCUCCACUGCCGCGGACGGCUCCCAACGGGAUUUGAAAAGUUCUCGCAGCAUAAGAUUCGUUGGACGACGUACUUUAACGACCGGCUUGCAGCUUCUCCUGGCUCUCAUCCGUUUCUCGCAAUGGCCCGCGAUGGCGGGCGUGGCCGUCCUGGCCGCGGCAGCCGUGGCGCACGGGAUGCAGCAGCUCUGGAUCAAGUCGUGGACGGACGCCUCCAUCGCCGAUCCCGGAGGCGCGGCAGCGGCACGGCGGUACUGGGUCGGAGGACUCGUGGGCAUCUGCGUCGCCAACGUGCUGUGCCGCUUGCUGGGCGGCGUGCUGCUGGCGGCCACUGCGCGGUUUAUGUCCGGCUCUCUGCACCACGCCAUGCUGGAAGGUGUUCUUCACAGUCCGGUGUCUUUCUUCGACGCGUCGCCCAGGGGCCGAGUGCUGAACCGGUUCGCCGGUGACCUGGACAUCAUGGACGCCGAAUCGUUUGUUUGUGGCAAGCAGUGCGUCCAGGGGUCGCUGAUCACAGUCGCCAGCGUCGCGGUGGUUGCCACGCAGGCGCCCCUGGUGGUAGUGGUCACUGCAGUUGUGGCCGUGCUCACCGUGAAGGGUUUUAUCAUGGCCGUGAGCGCGUCGCACAGUUCGCGCUUCUACGACAGCGUGUCCACCUCGAAGCUGCUGCAGCACAUGACCGAGACCCUGGAGGCGCUGAGCAGCGUGCGGGCGUACGGCGUCCUGGAGAGGUUCCGGCGGCACUUCUACCGCCUCGACGACAUGUGUCUGCGCGGUUACUCGUCCUACGCCGCCUGCUACCGCCUCACGCGGACCGUCACGGCCGCGGGCGGGUUCGUGGUCGUGCUCGCAGCGAUGCUGCUCAGCACCGUGGGCAGCACGGCGGCGCCCGACCCCAGCAGCUUGGGACUCACCCUCAGUUCGGCCACGUCGAUUCCGCUGGCGCUGGUGAGCCUUUGCCUGAUGCUGUUCGGCACACUUCAGAUAAUGGUGUCCUUCGAGCGUUGUCUGGAGUACACGGAGCUGCCGCCUGAGGCUGACGUCGACGGGACCCCUGGAGGAGAACAACAGGAUUUGGGCUGCCGGGCUUUGUCCGAGGACUGGCCGUCGGAAGGUGGAGUCACGUUCCAGGAGUACUCCGCUUCGUACCGACCUGGCAUCGCACCGAACGUUCUCAACGGCGUCACUUUCACGGUGCAGCCUACGCAGAAGGUGGGCGUCGUUGGAAGGACGGGGGCCGGAAAGUCCUCUCUCGUACUUGCCCUUUUGCGCAUUCUUAAAGCGUCUCAAGGACGCAUCCUCAUCGACGGCGUCGACAUUGCCGAAGUUCCUCUGAAAAGGCUGCGCCGGGCCAUCACAGUCAUUCCGCAGGACCCGAGCCUGGUCCGAGGCACGAUGCGCAUGAACUUGGAUCCGACAGGCUCACACUCCGAUGACCAGCUCUGGCAGGCGUUGCGCCACGUCCACCUGGGACCCUUGGUCAAAGGUCACCCAGCCGGACUGGACAUGGAGACCGCUGACGGGGGCACGAACCUCAGCGUCGGUCAGCGGCAGCUGGUGUGCCUCGCCCGUGCCCUGCUGCGUGACUCGAAGUUGCUGCUGCUGGACGAGGCCACCUCGCAGAUGGACGGCGACACGGACCGCCUCAUCCAGGCGACGCUCAGGGAGGCGUUCGGGAACAGCACGCUGAUCGCCAUAGCACACCGGAUACACACCGUGCUCGACUACGACAGAAUACUCGUCAUGGAGGACGGAAGAGUGAGGGAGUACGACACGCCGGCCUCUCUGCUCUCCGAUCGUAGCAGCUGCUUCUACAGGAUGGCCGCGGACGCUGGCGUCGCCGCUGCCGGUCGAAGCGAUCAUUUACUCAACGUAACAUCGUUGUGAAAGGAACUUUCAAAAUAAAACAUCAGACGCGGCGACACUGC
Dermacentor albipictus is the source of this 2645-nucleotide messenger RNA. The record is from RefSeq and is a predicted model, not a curated record. NCBI's taxonomy places the organism in Eukaryota, Metazoa, Arthropoda, Arachnida, Ixodida, Ixodidae.